Molecule: messenger RNA, 121 nt
Organism: Entrophospora candida
Lineage: Eukaryota; Fungi; Glomeromycota; Glomeromycetes; Entrophosporales; Entrophosporaceae
Source: the annotation of a GenBank genome assembly
AUGACACCAUUAAUUCUAAUUAAUGGAUUAGAAUAUUUCAAUACACCAUUCUUUGAUGAAAAUAAACAUUUGAUUGGACAAAUUUCAGCACUUUUUGCUCAAAAAGAUGGGUUUGUUUUAA